This is a messenger RNA of Phragmites australis (common reed), 4611 nucleotides long. RefSeq names its product ABC transporter B family member 21-like. Bases 476 to 4303 code for a protein of 1275 amino acids. Gene Ontology annotation, molecular function: ABC-type transporter activity; ATP hydrolysis activity; ATP binding. The record is from RefSeq and is a predicted model, not a curated record. The transcript is spliced from 10 exons. Gene Ontology annotation, cellular component: membrane. Gene Ontology annotation, biological process: transmembrane transport. Lineage: Eukaryota; Viridiplantae; Streptophyta; Magnoliopsida; Poales; Poaceae.
CUCGGCCCCAACCUGUCGUCCGCUGCAUUCAGCAGUGUUCAUCCACCACACGUACGAAAAUCUGUUUCCUUUUCCCCUUUCACUCCUCCACUCGCUGCUGCCUGCUGUCAGUUAGCUAGCCAUGCCCACGGCAAAGCGGCUGCCCUGCCAGUGCGCGGCGCUUCUUUAACUCUGUCUCCUUCCUCCCCUCCUGCUUUUCUUGCUUUCUUGAUCCCUUUCUUGAUCCCCAACUUGCUCUUGUUCCAGGGGCAAUAAAUCUAAAAUUUUUCAUGUUCCUCCUGCUGUCUGCUCAUAGAUUGUUCUUGCGUGCUGUCUCGUCUUUGUCUGAUCACGAGAAACGCUUCUUCGGCAAUGUCUGUAGUCCAUGGGAUGGAUGAAUGCGUGCAGAUGCGUAUGGGAUUGUAGAUAGAUAAGUUCUUGUUAUCCCCGAGCAGCAAGUCUCGGUCUUGGCUGCGAGUGGCUUUAUAGAUCGAACAUGUCGGAGUCCAGCAGGGCGUUCGAGCUGAAUGCGCAGUCGUCGGGCGCCGGCGACGGGCGCGGCGGGAAGGACGUCGCGCGCGGCGGCACUGGCGGCGGCGGCAGCGUGCCGUUCCACAGGCUGUUCGCGUUCGCGGACGGCGCGGACGCGGUGCUGAUGGUGCUGGGCGCGCUCGGCGCGGUCGCCAACGGCGCCGCGCUGCCGUUCAUGACCGUCCUGUUCGGCCGCCUCAUCGACGCCUUCGGCGGCGCCGUGGCCACCCGCGACGUCGUGGGCCGCGUCUCCCAGGUGUCCCUGGAGUUCGUCUACCUCGCGAUCGCCUCAGCCGUCGCGUCGUUUGUCCAGGUGGCGUGCUGGAUGAUCACCGGCGAGCGGCAGGCGGCGCGCAUACGGAACCUGUACCUCAAGACCAUCCUCCGGCAGGAGAUCGCCUUCUUCGACCAGCACACCAACACCGGCGAGGUCGUUGGGCGGAUGUCCGGCGACACGGUCCUCAUCCAGGACGCCAUGGGCGAGAAGGUCGGCAAGUUCAUCCAGCUUCUGGUCACCUUCUUGGGCGGCUUCGCCGUGGCCUUCGCGCAGGGCUGGCUCCUCACGCUCGUCAUGCUGGCCACCAUCCCGCCGCUGGUCCUCGCCGGCGCCGUCAUGUCCAGCGUCGUCGCCAGGAUGGCCUCGCUCGGGCAGGCGGCAUACGCCGAGGCAGCCGUCGUCGUCGAGCAGACCAUCGGCUCCAUCAGAACAGUCGCGUCUUUCACCGGGGAGAAGCGGGCGGUGGAGAAGUACAGCAAGUCUCUGAAGAGUGCUUACAGCUCCGGCGUCCGGGAGGGCCUCGCGGCCGGCGUCGGCAUGGGCAUCGUCAUGGCGCUCCUGUUCUGCGGCUACUCCCUGGGAAUAUGGUACGGGGCCAAGCUGAUCCUGUACAAGGGCUACAACGGCGCCCAAGUCAUGAAUGUGAUCUUCGCAGUGCUCACUGGCUCACUAGCUCUGGGACAGGCAUCACCAAGCAUGAAAGCGUUUGCCGGUGGGCAGGCUGCGGCAUACAAGAUGUUUGAAACAAUCAACAGGGAGCCGGAGAUCGAUGCGUACAGCGCAACAGGUAGGAAGCUAGAUGACAUUCAGGGGGACAUUGAGUUCAAGGAUGUUUACUUUUCCUAUCCAACGAGGCCUGACGAGCAAAUAUUCAGAGGUUUCUCCCUUGCCAUACAGAGUGGCACAACUGUCGCAUUGGUUGGCCAGAGUGGGAGUGGCAAAUCGACGGUUAUCAGCUUGAUCGAGCGGUUCUACGACCCUCAGCUCGGUCAAGUUCAAAUAGAUGGUGUGGAUCUGAAGGAGUUUCAGUUAAGGUGGAUCAGAAGUAAAAUCGGCCUCGUGAGUCAAGAACCGGUCUUGUUUGCUGCUAGCAUUAGAGACAACAUAGCUUAUGGCAAGGACAAUGCAACGAAUGAGGAAAUCAGAGCUGCAGCUGAGCUUGCUAAUGCCUCCAAAUUCAUAGAUAAAAUGCCACAGGGUUUUGCUACUUCGGUUGGUGAACAUGGAGCCCAACUUUCUGGUGGGCAGAAGCAAAGAAUUGCCAUUGCCAGAGCAGUUCUCAAAGAUCCAAGAAUCCUACUAUUGGAUGAAGCAACAAGCGCUUUGGACACUGAAUCUGAAAGGAUUGUGCAGGAGGCUCUUGACAGGGUCAUGAUAAACCGGACAACUGUCAUAGUUGCUCACAGUUUGAGUACUGUCAGGAAUGCUGAUACUAUUGCUGUCAUUCAUCGAGGAUCAGUAGUCGAAAAAGGUCCACACCAUGAGCUUCUAAGGGAUCCAGAGGGAGCUUACAGCCAAUUGAUACGCCUACAGGAAGCGAGCCAUGCUUCCAACGGUGCAAACUACCAGAACAAGUCAUGCAGGAAGGGUGAUUCUGGGAUUCGUACAGGCAAACAAUCAUCGACGAAUCAGUCAGCUAGCCAAAGGUCACCACAGGACAACAGCAGCAAUCACUCAUUCUCUGUGUCAUUUGGCGUGCCUCUUGAAAUUGACGUCCAGGACAGAUCAUCAAAGAAAGUAGAUGAAGAAAUACAGCAGGAAGUGCCUCUCAGCCGCCUCACCUCGCUUAACAAACCGGAAAUCCCAGCGCUUAUUCUUGGUUCUAUUGCUUCUGCUGUCAGCGGAGUGAUUUUCCCAAUCUUUGCGAUACUUUUAUCAAAUGUGAUCAAAGCAUUCUACGAGCCUCCAAGUAUUCUAAGGAAGGAUGCUGAGUUUUGGUCAUCUAUGUUCUUGGUAUUUGGUGCAGUGUACUUCUUGUCGCUUCCUCUCGGCUCAUACCUUUUCUCAGUGGCUGGGUGCAAGUUGAUCAGAAGGAUAAGAUUGAUGACUUUUGAAAAGGUGGUCAAUAUGGAGAUUGAAUGGUUUGAUUGCCCAGAGAACUCAAGUGGAGCAGUUGGGGCAAGGCUAUCGGCUGAUGCAGCAAAAGUUAGGGGCCUUGUAGGUGACGCUCUUCAACUGGCUGUGCAGAAUACUACAACUUUAGUUGCCGGUCUAAUAAUUGCUUUUGUAUCAAACUGGGAGCUAUCUCUUAUAAUAUUGGCUUUGAUACCACUCAUUGGCCUCAACGGAUGGAUCCAGAUGAAGUUUAUUCAGGGAUUCAGUGCAGAUGCAAAGUUGAUGUAUGAGGAGGCAAGUCAAGUAGCAAAUGAUGCAGUUAGCAGCAUAAGGACAGUGGCGUCAUUUUCAGCUGAAGAAAAGGUGAUGGAUUUAUACAAGAAAAAAUGUGAAGGACCCUUAAGAGCAGGAAUCAGGACAGGAAUAAUAAGUGGUAUCGGUUUUGGGGUUUCCUUCUUCUUGCUGUUUGGAGUUUACGCAGCCAGCUUCUAUGCUGGUGCACGGCUUGUAGAGGACAAGAAAACAACUUUCCCCAAAGUUUUCAGGGUGUUUCUUGCUCUCACUAUGGCAGCAAUCGGGGUGUCACAUACAAGUACCCUCACAUCAGAUUCUUCCAAAGCAAAAUCAGCCGUAUCUUCAAUAUUCGCCAUCGUGGACCGAAAAUCAAGGAUAGAUCCAAGUGAUGACGCCGGGGUAAGUUUAGAGCCACUAAGUGGCGACAUCGAAUUCCAGCAUGUGAGAUUCAGAUAUCCUACACGGCCCGAUGUUCAGAUUUUCGAAGACCUAUGCUUGACAAUUCAAUCUGGAAAGACAGUUGCACUUGUUGGAGAGAGCGGUAGCGGCAAAUCAACGGCUAUAUCGUUGCUGCAGAGAUUUUAUGAUCCUGAUGCAGGCCAUAUACUCCUAGAUGGAGUGGACAUACAGAAGUUCCAGCUAAGGUGGCUGAGGCAACAGAUGGGACUGGUGAGUCAAGAGCCAUCUCUUUUCAAUGACACGAUACGGGCAAACAUCGCCUACGGAAAGGAAGGGGAAGCAACAGAAGCAGAUGUUGUGGCUGCUGCACGGUUGGCGAAUGCUCACAAGUUCAUCAGUUCACUGCAUCAGGGAUAUGACACAAUGGUUGGGGAGCGUGGGGCUCAGUUAUCAGGAGGGCAGAAGCAGCGUGUGGCAAUUGCCCGCGCCAUUGUGAAGGACCCCAAGAUCCUCCUGCUCGAUGAAGCAACAAGCGCGCUCGAUGCGGAGUCCGAACGGACAGUGCAGGACGCGCUGGACAGGGUGAUGGUGAACCGAACAACAGUGAUCGUGGCGCACCGGCUGUCCACAAUACAGGGUGCCGACAUGAUCGCGGUGGUGAAGAACGGUAUGAUCAUCGAGAAGGGGAGGCACGAUACCUUGAUCAACAUUGAGGGUGGAGCGUACGCAUCCCUCGUCGCGCUCCAUUCAGCAGCAGCACUGUCGUAGCACAUGCCAAGGGUUAUGUGAGAGCUGAGCAAGACUGGCAGCUACCACGUUCAGGCGCCGGUUAUUGUUGUUCAGCUUCUGAUGAAAUAGGUACAAGGCAAGAUAUAUAACUCCUCCGCAUAGUUAAGCAGGAAAGAUCCCACAAAUAGCAGCGUCCAAAUGUAAAUGCACAGUUCAGUUCUCGUUAAUGAUAACAAAUAUGAAUAUUCAGUAUAACAGAUAUGAAUAUUCACACAAAUAUGAAUAUUCAGUAUAACAGAUACUGUGUAUAGCAUAACAAUGAAGUAGAUGAUGGUUGUGGUACGGUA